UCGACGUCCUAAAGUCAUGGACAGCUCGUCGACGAACCGCGUCGACAUCGCUGGCACUCCCACCGACGCAGACGACAGCCACCUAUAUGGAUCCACCCCUGAUUCAAGCGAUCGCAUGUCCAGAAUGCAUCCUUCUUCCACCAAUCUUUCGCCUACCAAAGCAGCCAUCGAUUUCGACCGGUUCUACGGGGACGGGUCGUUCCUAAAACUCCUGCAGGAGACCCUGCAAAAGAACGCCAGUGUGCUCAAGCAGGGCGUGGUCAAGUUGGCAUUGAGUCCCAUCGCGAUAGCGUACCUGAACGAUCGGCUGCACGCGACGUUGUGUCCAAAACGAGCGACUGACAACAGCGGGCGUGUUGAUGGAUGGACCAUUCGAGAGUCGGCACACACGCAGUCGUUCCUCCGCGUGGUAUCUCCACGGAAGCGCGACAUCUUCAACGACGACGCCCUCGUGCCAGUGGGGCAUCUGGACGUGCUGAAGCUGUCGACGUUGUUGACCGAGACCACCUGUGUUAAAGUGACAGGAACACACGAACAACCAUCGUUGUCAAUGGCUGUUGUGUAUUUCAAUAUCUUUCCCAGCUUGAAACGUAUCGAGUUGAAUCGGCUGCCAGUCACCGCGUUGGACCAACUGGCGUGCUUUGUAGCGCAAUUGGAGGUAUUGCAAUUAACAGAAUGCGUGAUGCAGUCGCCGCUGGUGGUGCUGAGACACUCGACGGCUUGGACAUCGCUGACGAAUUUGAAACUCGUCCACUGCGACCUUCGCGAGUGGUUUCCCGACGAAAUGCGGCAAGUGCCAGUGCUUGAGCAACUGGAUUGCUCCCACAAUCGCCUCAGUGCAUUGCAUGACCUUCCAGCCCCAUCGACAUUGCAACUCGUGACAUUGAGCCACAAUCGACUCAAAUGUGUCACCCUUUCCCAGUCGUUUUCAAAGCUAACGUGGCUCAAACUCGACCACAACGCGUUCGACACGCUACAAACCCUGCCGUGGGCCUACUUGCCUCACCUUCAACACCUGGACAUGUCGUUCAAUGCGCUUGACGAUUUAGCCGAAGUCAGCGGCCUCAGUCAAGUUAGAGAAUUGCAAACGUUAAAGCUACGAGGAAAUCCGCUCGCUGGCUUCCCCGACUACCGUCGACAAGUGUUGUUUUACGUGGGCCAUGCCAUUGAAUUAGACGACCUGCCUUGGACAUGGACAGAACUCGACAGCAUGCGGUUCUCCCGGCAUAACAAACGCACUGCAGACCCCCUGGCGUACCCCCGGUUACCCCCCAAAACGAAUCAACUGCAAGCUCGUGUGGUCCAGAUUCUCGACCCGCGACCUCCAUAUCUGCCCAUGAUCAUCCGACGGACUAGAACGCAAAGCGCGGCAUUUAGUGAAGCGAGCGCGGCGUCGAGCGUGGAUCGUCGAAGUGUUGCUUCGGAUUCUGAAGGGCCCAUGUCUCCAGCAUCGUCGAAAGUCCGGGCAGCAUCGUACCACGUGGACGAAUUCCUUCGGGAUUUGGCGGCGGAAGAAUCGCCCGACACGCCACACGACGACUGUCUUGUUCCAUCGGAUACAUUCGACCAUGUGAUGCCCCCCACGACUCCAGGUAUGGUCGUGACGAUUUUUCUGUCGAUGGAACAAGCCGACAACCUGGACUUGCCGUUGAGUCGCCAAGGCUUGACUGGUCUUGUCCACAUCACGCCGACCAAGUUGAUGGAAUAUCUGCCGGGCGGGGGAGUCAUACAGCGCCAUCGUGCGCACUUGUUGUGCAUGGCCGUGUUACCUCCGCUUCACGAUGCCAGUACGACGAUUCAAUUGGGAUUCCGCCAUCGACCGACUGUCGCUUACAAGAUGGCCGAUAUGGCAACGGCAUCGACUUUGGCGCGGACGUUGCACGACACGUUGGCAGAACAGCACAACGUGGUCGCGCUCAAGUGCAAAGCAUGCAGUGCAUUGGUCGUGUCCAAGGAGAAGCAGGCCAAACUCAAACCAGACCAGCCCAUGGUGUUAACCAUACGCCAGUGCUGGAUCUGCAAAAGUGCCAAUGGACGCGAGUACUCUGCCGAGAACCUUCCCCAGUGCUACAAGGACCUAGGGCUACAAAUAGAACUCCCCUCUACUCGACCACCACAACCACCCAAACCCCCUUCUUAUAACCAAAACCACCAAGAACGAGGUUUUUACUUGGACACAAGUGACGACGACGACAGCGGCGGCGGCGGUGAUGGCUUGAUGGAGCGAGAUGAGAUCAUUUGGGUAGUCACGGACACGUAUAUGAAGCAAGUCAGGGUGACGCCAGCCGAAAUGGCAGAUGGGGACGAGGACCAGACUCUCGAUAAGAUGGUUUUAUACCGGCGGUUAUGUGGCAUAUAACGAUGAAUUCAACCAGUACAUUCUAUCUAGCA
Aphanomyces astaci is the source of this 2391-nucleotide messenger RNA. RefSeq lists its product as hypothetical. Gene Ontology annotation, cellular component: cytoplasm. Gene Ontology annotation, molecular function: protein binding. The record is from RefSeq and is a predicted model, not a curated record. NCBI's taxonomy places the organism in Eukaryota, Oomycota, Saprolegniomycetes, Saprolegniales, Verrucalvaceae. The transcript is spliced from 13 exons. The coding region runs from base 17 to 2359 and encodes 780 amino acids.